Messenger RNA from Aedes albopictus (Asian tiger mosquito), 815 nucleotides. Its product is annotated as Golgi SNAP receptor complex member 1-like. The transcript is spliced from 4 exons. Lineage: Eukaryota; Metazoa; Arthropoda; Insecta; Diptera; Culicidae. The coding region runs from base 1 to 468 and encodes 155 amino acids. The record is from RefSeq and is a predicted model, not a curated record. Gene Ontology annotation, biological process: vesicle fusion; endoplasmic reticulum to Golgi vesicle-mediated transport. Gene Ontology annotation, molecular function: SNAP receptor activity. Gene Ontology annotation, cellular component: Golgi membrane; Golgi medial cisterna; SNARE complex.
AUGGCGGAGAUCCCCGGGACCGGAGCGGCGGUCAUGCACGUUCUCCAGCGGCAUCGGGAAAUUUUGCAUGGCUACCGGCAAGAGUAUCUGAAAAUUCAGGCAAAUCACACUACACGAAUGGAACGGGAGGAACUGUUGCGUGGAUCGGGGUUGGGCGGAACGACUUCACCAUCGACUUCCGGUUUGAGUCGAAGGGACAUGUAUUUGAAGGAGAACACACAUUUGCACAAUUCGAGCUCCAUGGUUAACGACCAGAUUAGCAUCGCAAUGGAGACGAAGGAGCACUUGACUUCCCAGCGGCAGCAUAUGAAGCGUUUCCAAACCAGAAUGCACGACAUUUCACAUCGUUUUCCGUUGAUAUCCAGCCUCAUUCAGCGAAUUAACAUUCGCAAACGAAGAGAGUCACUGAUCCUGGGUGGAGUGAUUGGAGUCUGCACGAUCCUGCUGUUACUGUAUGCGUUUCACUGAUUGCUGCUGCAGCAUGUGUCGACGACCAGGUUUGUUACUAAGAAGUUUUUCUUUGGCGCAAUAAUUUUUCAUUUCGCCACUACUGUUGGGAUCGGUAACAUCAUUGUUGUAGAAAUUUUGCAUUUUUUUUUCAACGAAAACCAAACUAAUCGAAAGGCAUUCGGACACGGACGGGAAACAGAUUAUCGGUCGUUAUUUUGUAGUUAGAAAAGUUUUUAAAGGCGGUUGCUCGGGUUAACGAGGCAAACAAGUCUCGGUAGUAGCACCGAAAGAUAUAUGUGUAUUUAUCAUCCAAUUAUUAAGAAAUCAAUAAAGUAAGUCGCCUUAUGCCGGCGUUUGUGAUAGGA